GGCCGCGGCGCCCGGGCCCCAGGCGCCAGCCCGCUGCCCGCGCCUAUAUAGGGGCCGCGCGGCCGGGGCGCCACCGGGAUCCCAGCCCCACGCUCGCCCGCGCCAGCAUGGCCCCCAGCACCGUGGCCGUGGAGCUGCUCAGCCCCAAGGAGAAGAACCGACUGCGCAAGCCCGUGGUGGAGAAGAUGCGCCGCGACCGCAUCAACAGCAGCAUCGAGCAGCUGAAGCUGCUGCUGGAGCAGGAGUUCGCGCGGCACCAGCCCAACUCCAAGCUGGAGAAGGCGGACAUCCUGGAGAUGGCCGUGAGCUACCUGAAGCACAGCAAGGCCUUUGCCACGGCCGCCGGUCCCAAGAGCCUGCACCGAGACUACAGUGAGGGCUACUCGUGGUGCCUGCAGGAAGCUGUGCACUUCCUGACGCUGCACGCCGCCAGCGACACGCACAUGAAGCUGCUCUGCCACUUCCAGCGGCCCCCCGCCGCACCCGCCGUGCCCGCCAAAGAGCCCCCCGCGGCCGGCGCUGCACCCCCGCCCCCCCGCCCCUCCUCCAAGGCCUCCCCCGCCGCUCGCCCUUCCGCCUGUGGCCUCUGGCGGCCCUGGUGACCUCCCACCUGCCGUCGGUCGGCGGCGCCCUUCUCUGGAAGCCCCGCCCCAGGCUGGCGGGCCGGCCACUCUCCGAGAAGGCACCGCCUGCAGAGCCGUGUCGUUUGAGGACAAUCAGGGCCAUCUCCUGCCCAGCUUCUGACCCCGUGGGGUUGUUCUGUGUUUGCAUUUCAGCAAGUGACUUCUGGGAAGUCCCCGGCCGCGGGGGUUCUAUGAUAUUUGUAGGGCCAGGGGCUCGGCCUGCCGGCGUCCCAGCCUGUAGAGGACUUUCUUCAGGGCCCGUCGCUGCUGGGCACGGACCCGCAGGCGGGCGUGCCGUGGGCACAUUGCCUUUUGUGAAGGCGGAACUCCAGGUGUAUCCUCAUAGGAAGGUAUUCAGCCUGCGUGUGCUCGGCCCAGAGUUCUUCGUGUUCCUCAUGGGCGGAUGGGUGGGCUCACUCUGGGCUGGCGGGAGGGUGGGGUCCGCACUACAAUCCUUACAGGAUUCCUUGGUGUGGGUGGGCGCAUGUGGGCACACUUUGUACUUAGAAUUUGAGCGCUCGGUCCCGUGGAUGCCCACGGACUGCUACGAAGGCUUCUAAUAAAAUCUGUCAACCCCUCC
Heterocephalus glaber (naked mole-rat) is the source of this 1203-nucleotide messenger RNA. It is a transcript of the gene Hes5, whose product is annotated as hes family bHLH transcription factor 5. Gene Ontology annotation, biological process: regulation of DNA-templated transcription. The record is from RefSeq and is a predicted model, not a curated record. Gene Ontology annotation, molecular function: protein dimerization activity; DNA binding. Lineage: Eukaryota; Metazoa; Chordata; Mammalia; Rodentia; Bathyergidae.